Cyprinodon tularosa is the source of this 2481-nucleotide messenger RNA. It is a transcript of the gene arid3a, whose product is annotated as AT rich interactive domain 3A (BRIGHT-like). The record is from RefSeq and is a predicted model, not a curated record. The transcript is spliced from 9 exons. Bases 688 to 2346 code for a protein of 552 amino acids. Gene Ontology annotation, biological process: regulation of transcription by RNA polymerase II. Gene Ontology annotation, cellular component: nucleus. Gene Ontology annotation, molecular function: DNA binding. Lineage: Eukaryota; Metazoa; Chordata; Actinopteri; Cyprinodontiformes; Cyprinodontidae.
CUCCACGCCUCUCUCCCUCAGUCUGAGGCAGACUCCGAAACUCUGAAAACACGAUUCAGAGCCGAAUGCGUGGAUUUCAUGCAGCCGGUCACAUGAAACCUCUUGCUUUUUAGCCGACAUAAACACACAAGAAACAUAUCCUAUUUCACACCAGUUUUGGUGCCUUGUUAUUUUAUUUAUUUUCUUUUUUUUUUUUUUGACUACCCACUUCCUUUGAUCUAUAGAGGAGGAUUAAGAUCAACGCAGACGGGGAAAACAGGAAUGUUUCUUCCGCCUCCAAACAGUGAGAAAACACAACGGAAGCCGAUGUGGUAUCUGUAGUUUGUCUGCGGAUCUUUGUACCCCUACCUUCAGUGCCACUGCUUGUGCCUCGACAGCUCAGCUCUGCCUCCGGCUUUGGUUUCCGCCAGUACUCCCAGAAGAAACUCUGCGACAAGCAAGAGGCCCCUGAGACCUCUGUAUGUCUCAUAGCUCCUACAGACCUAUUUCUUGUUUUACCUCCCUCUGUUUCCCCUUCAGCAGCCACAUUUUAACAUAACUGAACACCGUAGAGCUGUUCUGCCACAUCACACUUCAGAAUUGCUCUUCGGUUCGGGAUAAGAGUUUGACGCUUGACUGGAAGUUAACUUGGUGCUCCUCAGACGGGGGGGAGGAAGGCCGCUGAACACAGUGCUGCUUUCCCCGGAGAUGAAGCUGCAGGCCGUGAUGGAGAACCUGCACAGGCAGCAGAGGGCCAAGCUUCUGAUGGAGCAGCAGCUACAGCAGCAGGCCAUCUCUCAGCACGCUCAGGGCCGCACAGGAGACAAUCCGAUGGAGAGCCCUGCCCCCGAGGGCGAGCAGGCCCAGAUAGCGGCGCUGGCAGCCAUGCGAGCUGCGGCGGCCGGGCUGCAAAGAGUGUCAGACAGCCCCAUGUCGAAGCGCAGCAGCGGCGGAGAGGAGGAGCGUGAAGAUGACAACGAUGAAGGGGAGGAGCAUUACAAGGACAUGAUGGGCUCAGAUGAGGAGGAACAGAUAAAAAGAAAAUGGAACGAGGGGGACUUUGAAAGCGACAUGGAAGAAGACUAUGAUGAUGACCUGGCAGAGGAAGGCUUGCCGACAGGCCACGACGCCCUGGCUCCAGGAAAGGGCAUCCUCCUGCUGCCCCACCGUCAGCUCCACCCCCACUCCCAGCUGCUAAAGGUCCGUCCCAGUGUCGAACAAGAGCCCCGCGUUGCCAUCAUGCCUCCCCACGCUCCACACAGCCACCUGGGGGGACAGGACCAUGGAGAAUGGACCUAUGAGGAGCAGUUCAGACAGCUUUACGAGCUGGAUGGAGACCCCAAAAGGAAAGAGUUUCUGGACGACCUCUUCAGUUUCAUGCAAAAAAGAGGAACACCCGUGAAUCGCAUUCCCAUCAUGGCCAAACAGGUCCUGGAUCUGUACAUGCUCUACAAGCUGGUGACAGAGAAGGGCGGCUUGGUGGAGGUCAUCAACAAGAAACUGUGGAGGGAGAUUACCAAGGGACUUAACCUGCCUACCUCAAUCACCAGUGCAGCCUUCACUCUUCGCACACAAUACAUGAAGUACCUGUACCCAUAUGAAUGUGAUAAAAGAGGUCUGAGCAACCCCAAUGAGCUCCAGGCAGCCAUCGACAGCAAUCGACGAGAAGGCAGACGGCAGAGCUUCGGCAGCUCCCUUUUCACAUACUCCCCCAACGGGACCCCCACCAUGCUAUCCUCCCCAAAAGUCUCUACGCCUAGCAUGAGCUUGACAGUGGGCACCAACGGAGCAUCGUUGGCCCCCAUGCAGAAGAUUAAGAAAGAAGAGGAGGGAGGCCAGCCGCUGCCGGGGGUCGGUAUCCCUCGUCUGCCAGUGGGUCCCAUACCUGGUCACUCAGUGGCCGCCGUGCAGGCAGCGGCAGCCCAGGCAGCGAUGGCAGCUCAGGUGGCAGCUCUGGAGCAGCUGAGGGACAAACUGGAGGCAGGUGAGCCCCCUGAGAAGAAGAUGGCCCUGCCUGCAGAGGAGCACCACCGGCUGCUGCAAAGAGCUCUGCAACACAACCUGCUGGCCAUGACUGCUCAGAUACCUAUGAACAUCCGCAUAAACAAUCAAGAUGGCAGGCAAGAGUCUGCUCUGAACCUCACCACAAACGGCACAAACAGCAUCAGCAUGUCAGUGGAGCUCAAUGGAGUGGUGUACACUGGUGUUCUUUUUGCUCAGGCAGCAGCAGGGUCAGCUUCGUCCAGUGCGUCUGUGUCAUCCCUCUCCAACAAGCCCGUCAGCAGUCGUAUUGCUCCACAGCAGCAGCAGCAGCAGCAGCAGCAGCAAAACACACCUACCUCAGCUUCCAACACCCCACUGUCUUAACAAACCCCUCCUAAUUUUUUUUUUUUUUUAUUGUUAUUACCACGCUAAGAAAAGCCAAAAAGCAACCUCAUUUUCUACAUCAUCUAUGCCAAAAAGAAAAGAGAAGAACCAUCAUCAGUACAGAAAGACAAACUG